Molecule: messenger RNA, 560 nt
Organism: Eublepharis macularius
Lineage: Eukaryota; Metazoa; Chordata; Lepidosauria; Squamata; Eublepharidae
Product: 14 kDa phosphohistidine phosphatase-like
Exons: 1
Coding region: 45-407 (120 amino acids)
Biological process (GO): peptidyl-histidine dephosphorylation
Cellular component (GO): cytosol
Molecular function (GO): protein histidine phosphatase activity
Source: RefSeq, a predicted model, not a curated record
GCUUGACUCUCUCCCCUUUUUGCCUGGUCCUUCAGCCGGCAGUGAUGGCUGGGGGUGGUGGCGGCUGCCUUCCCGACGUGGACAUUGAUCCCGACGGCAUCUUCAAGUAUGUGCUGAUCCGCGUCAUACCAGAGGGGGUGGGACCCGGCAAAGAGAUUGUGCGCGGCUAUGCCUGGGUGGAGUAUCACGCUGAUAUUUAUGACAAAGUAGCGGAGGAGCUGGAGAAACAGGGCUUCCACUGUGAAUGCUUGGGUGGCGGCAGGAUAUCUCACCAAAGCGGGGCCAAGAAGAUCCAUGCUUAUGGCUACUCCGUGGGCUUUGGUCGAGCAAAGCACUCCGUGUCCACAGAGAAGCUGAAAGCCAGAUACCCAGACUAUGAGGUCACUUGGGCAGACAAAGGGUACUGAUGGCAGCAGAGACUACUCCAGAGGCGCCUCAGCCAACUUGCUUUGCCUGCUCCAUUCCUUGAUGAUGCUGCACAAACAAACUGCCAAGGGAAAUGUGCUGGUUUGGAUCUGUGUGCCAUUGCCAGACUCUGGCUGCUUACUCCAAGCCUGUGU